Messenger RNA from Chelonia mydas (Green sea turtle), 3389 nucleotides. RefSeq names its product C1q and TNF related 3 (gene C1QTNF3). Lineage: Eukaryota; Metazoa; Chordata; Testudines; Cheloniidae. The transcript has 6 exons. Gene Ontology annotation, molecular function: protein binding. Bases 123 to 1070 code for a protein of 315 amino acids. The record is from RefSeq and is a predicted model, not a curated record.
CUAAGUGCCAAGCCUAACAGUGGAAAUAGUGGAAAGGACCACAUACCUACUGAUGCAGUCAACGGGCUUCUCCUUCUAAAAGACAUUUUCUGGACUCUUGAGAAGUUGUUAUUUUGAGUAACAUGGCAGUGAAGGAUUUCAUCACCUGGCAUCUGCUGGCUUUGUUUUUAAUUCCAUUUUGCAUGUGUCAAGAUGAAUACAUGGAGGUGAGCAGAAGAUCUAAUAAAGCGGUGGCCAAAAUAUUGCAAAGUCACCACCAGACUGGCCAUAAAGGUUCCAGCAGCAGGGAAAUUUUGGGACAGCGGAGUCAACUUAUAGAGUCGACUAUUGAUGUUAAUAGCACUUCUACAGACCAAAAAGCCCAGAGACCAGAGGUAGAUGAUGUAGCACAGACUACCUCAGACAGAGUCCAGCCCCCUCAAAGUGGACCUCAACAGCCAGACUGCAGUAGCUGCUGCCGUGGAGAAUUUGGAUUCCGAGGCUAUCAAGGGCCACCAGGACCUCCAGGGCCUGCUGGAAUGCCAGGAAAUCAUGGAAACAAUGGAAAUAAUGGAGCACCUGGCAAUGAAGGAGCCAAAGGUGACAAAGGAGACAAAGGGGACCUGGGACCAAGGGGAGAUCGUGGCCAUCAUGGACCAAAAGGAGAGAAGGGUUACCCUGGGAUUCCUCCGGAGCUUCAGAUUGCAUUCAUGGCUUCUAUGGCAACCCAUUUCAGCAAUCAGAACAGUGGGAUAAUCUUCAGUAGUGUUGAAACCAAUGUUGGAAACUUCUUUGAUGUUAUGACUGGUAGAUUUGGUGCCCCAGUGAAUGGGGUGUAUUUCUUCACCUUCAGCAUGAUGAAACAUGAAGAUGUGGAGGAAGUGUAUGUGUACCUCAUGCACAAUGGCAAUACAGUUUUCAGCUUAUAUAGCUAUGAAUCAAAAGGAAAAGCUGACACAUCAGGAAACAGUGCAGUGCUAAAACUUGCCAAGGGAGAUGAAGUUUGGCUGCGAAUGGGGAAUGGAGCCCUCCAUGGAGAUCACCAGCGUUACUCCACCUUUGCUGGGUUUCUUCUUUUUGAAACAAAGUAAAAAAAAAAAAAAAAGUGCACUUUUAGGCAGCUUUUUUUUCAAGCUGUUUUCUUUUUUUUCCUGGUCUGUGGCAUAACAUUUCAACAAGGUAGGAUCAGGAAGGCUUAUCCUGAUGCAUUAUGUUAGUAUUCAUGUAUCAGAAGUGCUGAACACAUUGGGUAAAUGACAUAGAUGUUAUUUCUCUGAAGGUACAUUGUCACUUGGGUUGCACCUAAUGGACCAUUACAUUGAUUCUAUUGGUGGUGGGGGGGACUGGUGGAAAAAAGGGGGAGAAAAGGUUUUAAAGAAAUUAUUUAGAAAGUGGUUUGGGCAGUUUGACCCAAAUUUGGUGUAUAGAUAGAUUUUGUUCAGUAUGUCAGGAACUAUACAAUCCUAAAUUCGUAGUCCUCGAUUCAUUCAUUUAUUCAGUCCUCCAUAGAAACUGGCUGUGAAUAACUGAGUUGGCUCAGUUUUAGGUGAGAGGGGACUUAGAGGAAUAGGCUUAUACUGAACUAGAAAAACUUUUUCAAAUAGAAAAAAUGUGGAAAAAAGGUAUUUAGGGAUUCAGGUGGUUGCCCCACCCUCUUGAACCUUUUUACGAUGAUGUUGGUGACUUUAGUACAGUUUUCUAGUACGUAUUUACCUGCUUUAAGAAGCAAUGGUAGGAUUUCUUAGCUUAAGAGCAGCUCAAGGCAGAGGUUCUUUGGCCUGUGUUAUGUAGGAGGUCAGACUAGAUAAGCAGUUUUCAACCAGGGGUCCAGUCCAGGGCCCCCUGUGGGGCCACAAGCAGGUUUCAGGGCACCUGCCAAGCAGGGCCGGCAUUAGACUCAUUGGGGCCCAUGACAGAAAGCCGAAGCUGCGCUGUGCAGGGCUGAAGCCCGGGGCCCUAAGACCUGCCACCCGGGACUGAAGCCAAAGCCUGAACUUAGCUUCAUGGGGUCCCCUGUGGUGUGGGGCCUCAGGCAAUUGCCCUUUUUGAUACCCCCUAAUGCCAGCCCUGGCUUUUAUAUGCAGAAAAAGAGCUGUUGUGGCACAGGUGGGCUGUGGAGUUUUUAUAGCAUGUUGGGGGAAGCCUCAGAGAGAAAAAGAUUGAGAUCCCCUGGACUAAAUGAUCAUAAUGGUCCUUUCUGGCCUUCCAAUCUAUGAAACUUGGUAUAGCAGGGUACUAGAUUUCAGGACUUGGGCAUAUUGCCAGAGAUGUUUGGAAUGCUCAAACAGCACCACCAGCUGGGGAAGCAUGUAUCUCAUAGAGCUCUUAAUAGGAUGUACAUUUUAAUACCCUCAAGUUUACUUACCAGUGGAGUGCUACCAUUUUCCUCCCAGUUUUUCUGGAAGUUAUGCCUUGAGGAUCCAUCCAGUAUUUCAGAAAGGACAUUGUGCUAUGGCAAACAAGUAGCUACACUAGUACAGUAUGUAGCUGAUAAAUUGAAACUUUAGCUGGUUCAGUAGACCUGGCCACACUAAGCCUGGCUCUGGCCAUUUUUGUUAUUCCACAGUCUUCAUGAACAUUAACAUUUGCCCUCUGUUCGUCAAGUUUACAUUACCUGAAAUCCUGUGUUGCCAUUAACUUUUUAUUUUAAAACUUACUAGCAGUUCCAAAUGGGCUAACCUAAUAAUGAUGUCUGAAUACAUGGUUUUUCUGCAUGUUCCAGCUCUUCCCCCACAUUGAUGAAAGGGUAAGCAUCUUAACUGGUGAUUUGCAACAGAUAUAAGGCGCCACUUAUAUACUGCAAACAGGUGGGAUUAGCCUGAGUAUAAAUUCUGAAUCCUAGCAAUAUUUCUUAGAAUGUCUUUUAUAGGAUAGUGAUUGCCAAUACCAGUACAAUAGAUUAAUGCGUUUAAAAAUCUGACCUCUGUAUUUAAAUAUCCUUGUACUCAUUCCUAGUCUAUGUAAACUGCCUUUUUAAAAUGGGAAAAUAUGUUGAUACUUGAACAAUAAGAUCUUCAUGAUUUUUAUUUUUGUGCAUCAAACACUGACAAAAUAUGGAUUUUAAUUAAUCUGAUAACUUUAGCUUUUGUCUGUGUAUUUAGUGCAGUGUUGUACUAAGAAGAGUUUUCAUAAUCUAAAACCAUAUUAUUUUAACACAGUAUUUUGGUAAUAUUUUGGCAUGCCUUAAAAUUAAAAAAAAUCAUACCACACAAUCAUAUUAAUCUUAUUCUUUUGGAAUAAGUACAUUAGGUGCAUGUGAUAUAUGGCUAGAUCCAUUAACUCUCAUGGUAUGAAAAUCCUUUGUGUUUGUUGAAAAUUCCAUUUCUGGUUGUGUUAAGAAUGUUUGCUUACUUUGUUAUACAUACAUUUACCUAAUAAAGACUAAUAGUCACAAAAUUAUAAUGGGUUAU